CGCGCCGGGGCAUGCGCGCUGAGGGGUUUGCGGAGCGGCGACGCCGGAGUUUCAGUGUGGCUGCUUCCCCUCCUCUCUCUGUCGGUCCGGUCCCUCGGCCCUACCUCAGAGCUGAGCCCAGCCUGGACCGGACCGGCCUUUGCUGCCGGCCAGCCGAUUGAAGCCCAAAGCAACCUCGAGCCCUGGCGUGAAGGAAGUGAUGAGCAAUGAGCUUCAGAGAGGCCCCAAAGCCAACGUAGCGUGAAGACCUUCUGGAAAAUCCAGCCCCCGAGAAGAUGGCCACGUACCCCAGCCCUGUCGUGGUGGCUGUGUGGGAAUGGCAGGAUGAGCUUGGGACCUGGCACCCCUACAGCGCAACUGUGUGUAACUAUAUAGAGCAGCAGUUCAUGAUUCAGAAGGGUCAGCGCUUUGGACUGGGAAGCUUGGCCAGCAGCAUCCCCCUGGGCCAAGCCGACCCCAUGCUGGCGCCCUACAUUAUCGACCUUCCCAGCUGGACCCAGUUUCGUCAGGACACAGGGACCAUGCGGUCAGUGCGGCGCCAUCUCUAUCCGCAGCAGUCGGCCCCGGGCAGGGGCGUGCUCUGGGAGUGGCUGAACGAUGACGGCUCCUGGACGCCCUAUGAGAUGAGCAUCUGCGAGUUCCUGGAGCAGCAGCUCUCCCAGGGGAUCCAGCUCGUGGACCUCUCUCCUCUGGGCUACAACUACGAAGUGGACUGCAGCACCCACACGCAGGUCAACAAGACGUCCGGCUACCGCCGGCGCGUGCAGCGGCGCCAGGGCCCCGCCUACCCUGUGACGGCCGUCAUCGCCCUGUCCGGCCACUCGGGGCUGGCCUGCUCGUGCCACCAGUGCCUCGCCAACAGUGGCACCGGCCCCGUCAACAACCGCUACCGGCACUCGAUGACCAACCUGCCUGCGUAUGUGGCGCCGCAGCCCGCCCACCGGACCGCCCCCAUGGGCAUGUACACGGGCUACGCGCCCUACAGCAAGCCUUCCCUGUCGGGGGCCCGCUCCGCGCCGAGGCUCAAUGCGGCCAACCCCUGGGGCGUGGUGGCCCCCGUCAUGGGAGUGGUCCCUGUCUACCCGUCCAGCCUUCCGCACCUUGUACCUCAGCGCCCGCCCCCAGGACCCAGUGCAGCUAAAACCAGUUCCUUCCCAGGCCUCCCUGUGACCGUCCCCGCCAGCGUCCCCAACAACCCCUCCGUGAGUGCCCCUGCCAGCGUCCCCAGCGUGCCCGUGCAGAUGCCGAAGCCGAGCAAAGUCCAGCAGGCCCUCGCAGGCAUGACGAGUGUUCUGAUGUCAGCCAUCGGACUCCCCGUGUGUCUUACUCGCGCACCACAGCCUGCCAGCCCUCCUGCCUCCUGUAUGCCCACUAAAAAUCACAGCUCAGUCAAGAGACUGAGGAAAGGGUCCGUGAAAGAUACGACGUCUCAGGAGCCUGAGCAGGUGCUUAGGAACUACUCGGAGGAGCUGAAGACGCCCCCUGAUGAGGACUGCAUCAUCUGUAUGGAGAAGCUGUCCACCCCUUCCGGCUACGGCGACGUGAUUGAGAGCAAGAAGAUCGGGCCCGACGCCGUGGGGCGGCUCACCCGGUGCAGCCACGCCUUUCACCUGCUCUGCAUGCUGGCCAUGUACCAGACCGGCAACAAGGACGGAAGCCUUCAGUGCCCUUCCUGUAAAACGAUCUAUGGGGAGAAAACUGGAACUCAGCCCAAAGGGAAGAUGGAGUUUGCCGUGUUCAAGGCCUCCCUCCCCGGCCACGAAGACUGUGGGACGAUAGAGAUCAUUUACAACAUCCCUCGAGGAAUUCAGGGCCCCGAGCAUCCGAACCCAGGGAAGCCGUUCACAGCCAGGGGCUUUCCCCGCCACUGCUACCUGCCUGACAACGCCCAGGGCCGAAAGGUUUUGGAGCUCCUGAAGGUGGCCUGGAAGAGGCGCCUGAUCUUCACGGUGGGAACCUCCAGCACCACGGGCGAGACGGACACGGUGGUGUGGAACGAGAUCCAUCACAAAACCGAGAUGGGCCACAACGUGACCGGCCACGGCUACCCCGACCCCAACUACCUGGACAACGUGCUGGCCGAGCUGGCUGCCCAGGGUGUGACCGAGGACUGUCUCAACCAGUAGCGCCCGGGAGCCCCCAGGACGGAGCCGCCAGCCGGGGCCUUGCGGUCUCUUGGGGCUCUGCCCCCGGGGACCCACUCAAGCUCUCUAGCUCACACCGCCUUAUGUCCCCGUCUCGUCCCUCGCCCCGUCUGGAGCAAUAACGCGCUUGGGGGCCGGUCUGUGACCAAGAGCCCGGAGCGCGUUUUUACCUAAGGUCUCGAUCCUUCCCCACGACGCCGAUGCCGUACACCGGGGGUGUCUCGCUACACUGGAUGCCUGGAAGUUUUUCUCGUUUGCACAUCGUGACUUAUGUGACUCGAUCUGUCCGCAGAGGAGGCCGCGAGCCCGGGUAGUCGUCUGGCGGGUCCGAAAGAUGCAGCUACCUCGAUUAACGCAGACCCGUUCGGUCUUCUGGCUGGGGUUGGCUCCACUCGGCUGGGGCCCGCAGGUCCGAGCGGCCCAGCCGUCCUGGGGGCUCUGGGUCGGCUCUUCCUUCAUACCUCACUGCUGGUUUUAGGAAUUUCUAUACUUUUUUCUUGCAAUAAACUCCGAAUACCUGUAA
Antechinus flavipes (yellow-footed antechinus) is the source of this 2667-nucleotide messenger RNA. It is a transcript of the gene DTX2, whose product is annotated as deltex E3 ubiquitin ligase 2. Gene Ontology annotation, biological process: protein ubiquitination; Notch signaling pathway. The transcript has 10 exons. Gene Ontology annotation, cellular component: nucleoplasm. The coding region runs from base 276 to 2126 and encodes 616 amino acids. Gene Ontology annotation, molecular function: ubiquitin protein ligase activity; zinc ion binding. The record is from RefSeq and is a predicted model, not a curated record. NCBI's taxonomy places the organism in Eukaryota, Metazoa, Chordata, Mammalia, Dasyuromorphia, Dasyuridae.